AGACUGUUGGUUUCUGCUUCAAAGUGAAUAUGUCAGAGAGCUGCUCUGUAAUCCUUAUCUAUACUUACCUAACAGCUCAUAAACAUUCAUUAUAGCUUAAUUCACAUCAGUUUGAUAGGAAUUUAGCUUUAAGAGGCUGUCCAGUUUUAUGUUAUUGAUGAACCUAUUGCAAUUCCCAGCACCUCCACUGAUCAGUUAUUUGAAGGGACCUCAGCACUUGUGUGAGUGCUGCAUCCUUGUCACCGCAUGUCGAUUGUAGGGACACUGCAGUAUGAAUUACAGCUGUUCAUCCUGUUCCCUUGAAUAGGAGAGGUAGCAUCAAUUACACUGCCGCUACAAGCUAGAUGGCCUGCUGAAAAACACUGAAGAGGAUUCAACGCUCACAGGAAUGGUGCAAGCCCUUCAAACAUCUGAUGGGUGGGCAUGCCGGGAAUCAGGCAUUGGUCAUCACUAUCCCGUGGAUAGGUAAUCAAUAUAAUGAAAUUGGAAUAUCCCUUUAAAUGAGUUUAUAAGCUGUCAGGAGUUCAGAGAUAAGGGGUAUAGAUAGAAUUGUCUGAUCACCUCCCUGACAGAUCCACAGUGAAGCAGAAAGCAGCAGUCUGCAGAUGUAUUGAAAAUGAAAGUGUAGAGAAAAACGGUUUAUUUUAAAAAAAUUAAAAACUAUUGAAAAAAACAACGAAUAUUAGCCCAACAUCAGUAGAAUGCAGUGAAAAUAAUUACCCCCCAACGAUGUCCAUAGCCUCUAAAGGUGUUGUCCAGGAUUGCCCUUUUUCCUUAAAUACUACUUCCUCCUCGCCGGAGCUUUGAAGGGAAGCAUCCUUACCUGCUGCCCGAUGCCAGGUUCUGGCUCCUUUGGUCCGUUCCCGGUUGUCUUCACUGUACUUUGGUCAUUACGGAGGAAUGUAAUGAGAAAACAGAAACACUGGGAAAAAAUAAUUGCAGCGAAAAAAAGUAAGAGAAGACAGGAAAAAGAGAGAAGAAAAGCCAGGCAGUGUGAGGAUGCCAAUGCAGGUACUGACUGCCAUCAGCACAGCAAAAAGUUUCUAAAAGCUUUAACCAAAGAACGUCUCUUAGGAGCAAAAGAUGCUGGCCCUAGGCUUUGCAUUGACUUGAGUAUGACCGACCACAUGAGCAAGAAGGAGAUGUGCCGCCUUGCUGCUCAAAUCAGAAGACUUUAUGGUUCCAACAAGAAAGCUGCAAAACCAUUUUGGCUGUACCUGACAGAUCAGCAUUUAAAGGGCUUGUCCCAAGAUUUAAGUGUAUCCGCUAUCCAGAGUACAGUGAUCCCUCAAGAUACAAUGGCCUCAGAAUACAAUAUUUUCAACAUACAAUGGCCUUUUCUGACCAUCGUAAGUUUAAACCAGACUCAACAUACAAUGUCUCAGACUGAGAUCCAACCAAUCAAGACCACUUUUCUGGUUGAAACUACAGAAGCCAGCUUUCUUGAUCUGUUUGCACUGGAGACAAUAGUUUAUCUCACUCCAGACUCUGACCAUGUCCUGGAAGACAUUGAUCCUACAAAAGUGUAUAUUCUUGGAGGACUUGUGGAUGAAAGUGUCCAGAAGAAAGUAACAUAUCAAAAAGCUAAACACAAUGGCCUGCAAACUGCUCGACUGCCAAUACAGGAAUACAUGGUUAAGAAGGUUAAUGUGAAGAACUUCCACUCCGAGAUACUGGCUAUCAAUCAAGUGUUCGAUAUUUUACGCACCUACAGUGAAACACAGAGCUGGCCGGAAGCGCUGAAAGCUGGAGUGUCACCAGGAAAAGGCUUUGUUCUCCCAGGAGAAAUCAUACCGGAAAAGGAAUCCUCUUUUACUUAGUUUUACAUCUACUUACAACUAAAUUAUUGUGAAGAAAAAAAAAUUAACAGGAAAAAAGGAUUUUCAAAAA
Messenger RNA from Bufo gargarizans (Asiatic toad), 1890 nucleotides. RefSeq names its product tRNA methyltransferase 10B (gene TRMT10B). Gene Ontology annotation, molecular function: tRNA binding. Gene Ontology annotation, cellular component: nucleoplasm; nucleus. NCBI's taxonomy places the organism in Eukaryota, Metazoa, Chordata, Amphibia, Anura, Bufonidae. Bases 834 to 1820 code for a protein of 328 amino acids. Gene Ontology annotation, biological process: tRNA N1-guanine methylation. The record is from RefSeq and is a predicted model, not a curated record. The transcript is spliced from 9 exons.